This is a messenger RNA of Emericellopsis atlantica, 735 nucleotides long. RefSeq lists its product as uncharacterized. The transcript has a single exon. NCBI's taxonomy places the organism in Eukaryota, Fungi, Ascomycota, Sordariomycetes, Hypocreales, Bionectriaceae. The record is from RefSeq and is a predicted model, not a curated record. Bases 122 to 574 code for a protein of 150 amino acids.
UCAGGCGGUCAAUUUCUGCCACAGUCCUCACUCACUCGCGCACUCACUCACUUGACUCAGUAGUCGGUACUUUCAAUUACAUACCUCCAGUCCCGUCCAUUGCCUCUUUCUCAUCACCGACAUGGACGACGACCUUUUUGACGACGUGUUGCAUGUCGAAAGCCGAUUUCACCAGGAAGGCUACCAAGAGGGUUUGCGCGACGGCGCAAAGCAUGGCCUAGCUGAGGGCCGCGCAUUCGGGUUGCAAAAGGGCUUUGAAAGGUGGUUGGAGAGCGGGAAGCUGGCAGGGAAAUCUAUCGUAUGGGCCAACCGCCUGCCAACCGCGACGCAAAGCUCGGAGGCGGACUCAUCAGGGCCCAAGCUUCCGUCGCUGCCGAACAAUGCCCGGCUUGACAAGAAUAUUCACACACUAUACUCCCUGGUGGACCCAAAGACCCUGUCGAUAGACAACUCAGACGCAGCGGUCCAAGACUUUGAUGAGCGGCUAAAGAAAGCGCAAGGAAAGGAACGUAUUGUCAGUCGCGUCGUUCAUGGCCCGACGAAGGACGGACAAAGGGCCGGCUCCGUCACUUGAUAACUCAGUCACGAUUGUGUAUAAAACAAAAGGGAUCGAUUGCCGAUAAGCUCUAUGCCUCCGUUGUCUGCUUAUGUACAUAUUCAACGCCGCCUUACUUGAAGAUGCGGCAGGGGUAACUAGGUAGCGUUAGCCAUCGUUCACGUCGUUUCCACACAUUG